AUGUCACAGCGGACGCUCCAAUUGGGGCAGAUCACAAAAGCAGAAGUGACUCCUGGAGGCGACGAGUUUGUGUCUGCUAUUAUUGAUGAAAAAGGUGAACAGAAAGUAUCACCAGAUGGACAUCUGUCAGGUGGACGCGAAUACAGAGUUAAGACGUUUACACUUCCCAAUCGAGGCAACAAAUUAUAUAUGAUGGCUACUGACUGUGCUAAAGAACUAAACUACCGUGAUUCUUAUUUGCUAUUUAACAAGAACAAGUCACUUUAUAAACUGAUUGCAACUCAGCAGGAGAAAGAAGCCCUUAUCGAGGCUAAGCUAUUGCCGUACUCAUUCAGAUCUCGGCAGAUUGCCUUGGUCACUGCUCGAUCCAUGUUCAGACAGUUUGGUUCAAGAAUGAUUAACGACGGAAAACGAGUUCGCGAUGAUUAUUUCGAGUCGAAAGCAAUUGAACAAGGGUUUACUGAAGACGACGAGGUCAUGGUCGAGAAGAAAACUCUUCCCACUGGUAUCAGACCGGGAAUGCAACAAUCGCCAAGUCAGCAGUCUGACCAACAGUCUCAAAAUGGUAUGGAUGACGGCCCUCAGUUUCAUCUGCCUCAACAACCACAGCAACAACAACAAUCUGGUCGUUCUGGUGAUAUUCCAGGCGAUGGUCAGGGUCCACAAAAUCCAAACCCUCAACAGUUGAACUUGAGCCCCGAACAUUUGUUACAAAACCAACAGCAAAUAGGUGGGGUUAGUAUGUCACCCCAGCUGUCUAACCAACUACCUAACCAGGGUAAUAACGCUCCCAAUCAACCAAGUAAUACCCAAUUUGUGAACGCUAAUAUUGUCAACCUGUCUCCUCAACAAGCUCAUGGUCAAGCUGGUGGUGUAGCUGGAAGUAUGUCCCCUAGUAUGGGAGUUCUUAACAACCCAUCAUCGGCAGCAGCAGCAGCUGCUGCUAAAAGAAGGAAACGAAGUCGAGUACCUUCGAAACCAAGCCCACAACAAGCCAAUCUACCACCCCCACCGCCACCUCCACAAGCUCAACAGAUCCCCCCUCAACUUCCAGUAAUACCACCGCUGAACAUCAUCAACCCGAUUGAUGCCUUGAAUAUGCAACGACAAACUGUUCGACAGCCCGAACCUCCAAGUGCAGCUGAAAGAGCUGCCAUGGCUGCUGCUCCUCAUAUCCUGUCUCAGUUAGGACUGCCUUCAGCUUCAUUCAUUCCAGGAUCAGGCAUCCAUGGUUCGAUAGACUUCCAAGACGUUCCCAAAGACAAUUCAAAUAUGGCUGCUAUUGCAGCAGUGGUAGCAGCAGCAACUGCUGCUGCUGCCUCUGGCAAUACUCCAAGUCGGAACACAGUAGCUGAUGAUCUUAGUACUCCCGCUGAUAGUGGGAAAGACUCAGCUAUUAAUGGUACACCCAAGACUGAACUUGACACAUCUGCCGGGUCUGCUACUCCUGGUACAGGACGAACAAACCAUUUUCCACAUUCUGGACCAGGAUCUCGUUCAGCAGGUGCAAGUGAGGUUGCUGCGUUACUUGGCUUUGGUCAUACUACGACUACUCAUGGACACCAUAGUCAUCAUGCUAAUGUCAAUACCACAAGUCAACGUGUUAAUAUUGGCGCUGUGCUUAAUAGUCAGCAGGCUGUUGCGCAAUACAACAACUAUCUAGCACAAAAGAGAAAAGAUCGCAAUGCGCUCUGGACUGAGUUCUGGCAGGAAAAGAUUGAAAAUACAAAGGCUAUUGUCAAAGCUGAAGAAGAAGAAUAUCUACGAGUACUUAAGGAGAAAGCUGAAAACGAGAAUAAUAGUAAUGAUGAGAACGAUGAUGACGACGACGAUGAUGCUGGAUUUAUCCGUCGGGUGAGACAAAAGCGUCAAGAAAAGCCUGAUCCAUUCCCAGUAUCACUUAUUUUCAAGUCUCGUAAGGGUGGUCUCGAAGCAGAGAAACCUCCUCCAUUUGAAAUGCCCAUUCCUCCAUUAAUAUUGCGAACACAACAAAGGAUGCAGAUUGAGAAACAACUUCACCAACUCCAACAGAUGCGCCAAGAGGGCGGUCCUCCUAUUCCCAUUCCACCAGCCCUUGUCGCUGCACAAAUCCGAGCUGGAAUGGCUCCUGGAGGCCCCAAUCUGACAUUCCAACACCCACCACCGAUGCCGCCACAAAACCUACCACCCGGACAACAUCCCAUGCCACCUUUCCCACCCGGUUCCCAACACGCUUUUGCUGCCCAACAACAGCAUUCUCAAUCGCACAUGAAAGCCGGAGGACCACAGUUUGCACCACCCGAGCAGCAACCGACCAACUGGCGUGGCCAGGCCGCUGCAUGGAACAACUACACCUAG
This is a messenger RNA of Sugiyamaella lignohabitans, 2337 nucleotides long. RefSeq names its product Npl6p (gene NPL6). The record is from RefSeq and is a predicted model, not a curated record. The transcript has a single exon. The coding region runs from base 1 to 2337 and encodes 778 amino acids. Gene Ontology annotation, molecular function: chromatin DNA binding. Lineage: Eukaryota; Fungi; Ascomycota; Dipodascomycetes; Dipodascales; Trichomonascaceae. Gene Ontology annotation, cellular component: nucleus.